Messenger RNA from Aspergillus homomorphus CBS 101889, 3258 nucleotides. RefSeq names its product tRNA adenylyltransferase. The record is from RefSeq and is a predicted model, not a curated record. NCBI's taxonomy places the organism in Eukaryota, Fungi, Ascomycota, Eurotiomycetes, Eurotiales, Aspergillaceae. Gene Ontology annotation, molecular function: ATP:3'-cytidine-cytidine-tRNA adenylyltransferase activity; RNA binding. The transcript is spliced from 7 exons. Gene Ontology annotation, biological process: tRNA 3'-terminal CCA addition. Bases 1 to 3258 code for a protein of 1085 amino acids.
AUGAGCGAGCCUACCAACACCCCUCCUGAAAUCCAGCUCACACCUCUCGAAAAUACCCUCAAAACUCUCCUUCUCGAUGUUGCGCAGUUUAUCGAUGAACGAGCCAGCGCAAAAGGCUCUCCCAAAUCAGACCUCUCUAGAACCGUUCUGCGAUUUACUGGAGGAUGGGUGCGCGACAAGUUGCUCGGGGUGAACAGUCAAGACAUUGAUGUCGGCAUCAACAAUAUGACUGGAUACCAAUUCGGAACUCUAUUAAAAGAAUACAUGGACAUUCCCGGUAACUUGGACAAGUACCGAGAGAACCAUUUUGGCGGCAAGUUAGGGAAACAGAUUGUCAGUCUGCACAAGAUUGAGGCGAACCCGGAGAAGUCAAAGCACCUGGAAACGGUGACGACAAAUAUCUUCGGCCUGGAUGUCGACUUGGUCAACUUGAGAAAGGAAACCUAUACGGCCGACAGUCGGAACCCUCAGAUGGAGUUCGGAACGGCCGAAGAAGACGCUCUGCGCCGGGAUGCCACCAUCAAUGCCCUUUUCUAUAACCUUAACGAGUCGAAGGUCGAAGAUCUGACCCGACGCGGUCUUCAGGAUAUGCAGGAUCAGAUUAUCCGCACUCCGUUGGAGCCAUACCAGACCUUUCAGGAUGAUCCACUGCGAGUGUUACGACUCAUCCGCUUUGCUAGCCGCCUUGGAUACCGUAUACACCCGGAAACAGAGGCUGCAAUGCAGAAUGCUCACAUAAGCGAGGCUCUCAGGCUUAAGAUCAGUCGUGAACGUGUCUUGAAGGAGCUUGAAAAGAUGCUUCAUGGUCCUGAUCCUCGUGGAGCUCUACAUAUCAUCGAUUGCCUAGGUCUCUAUCCGACUAUCUUCGCCAAUUUCCAAGAUGAUGCUACUGUGGAGACUUCAUCUUGGCUCUCUGCUUACAAUACCGUGGAGCGAAUCUUACGCGCAAGUGAAGAUGGCCUGCCAGCGAAGCAGGAAGACCUACGAGACUUCCUCAUUCGUGAUAAACAAGAGGAAUACUAUGCCUGGAUGCUCUCAGCAAUGGCUCCGUGGUCGAGGAUCCCAGCCCGCCCUGCCAAAGGCAAAGGGCGACCACCACCACCUCGGGCUGCCGAGGUCGCCAGGGACAGUUUGCGAGCCGACAACAAAGUGAUCUCUGUUGUAGGAGAUGCAGCCACCAGCUGGCAGUCCAUCAUUGAGGUCAAAAACUCACUGUCGAAGAGGUCUAUGGGUGAAGAUCCAGUGGAGGUUCGCAAGCUUGUUGGGUUGCACAUCCGGUCUUGGAAAAAGGAUUGGAGGUUGUGUGUCCUUCAUGCUAUGCUUCAAGAAGUCAUGCAGGGGCGCGAAUAUGGCUCUGUGGUUGCAGAGUACGCGGCGUUCAUCUCGUACAUCAAGGAGUCAGACUUACAAGAUGUGUACGAAUUGAAGCCGCUUGUCAACGGCGACCAAAUUAUGAAGACAAUGGGAGGAAAGAAGGGACCCUGGCUGGCUAAGGCAUUGCAAAUGGUGAUUGAUUGGCAACUACUGCAUCCGUAUUCAACAGACCAGGAGGGGGCACUGAAAGCUCUAGCUGAUAAAAGAGAAGAGCUGGGUAUGGAAGAGCUUUGCGCAGCAGCACGUGAAUUCCUCCCCGGCGGCGAUCUUCAACUCCCGGAGGCUGCCACUGCCCGCUAUAUUGGCCCAGGGGGAUUGAAUCAGCUAUGGCAGGAUAUUGCCUCUCAGUCACAAACAUGUGAGAGUCUACUUGUGGCACAAACAGUCCUUAAGAGCUGGAGCUCUGAGACGUUGUCUGAUGCCGACACAGAGGCCGUCGAUUGUAUCUAUGACUGGGCAAAGAAGCAGAAAUUAGCGCAAGCUAUCACGGUGAUUUCAAGAUUGAAUAAUCUACGUCCUAUCCAGAAGGCAGCCAAUCCUUUCGAUAUCUUCAUUGCUCUUGCGAGCUUUUCUUCAGAAUCUGAUCCAUGGACGACCAAGGAGACGCACAAGAUCUCGAUCGAUGUCCUUUCAAAGUUCAGUGCUACUACGCGCUCCGAUGGCUCACUAUGGGCACUCCUCGAGACGACUUUGAAAGAGAAGAUCCGACCUCUUUUCACCAAAACCAGAAACCCAGCCAUCACAGCCGAAGGCCGCAAGAAUUUCCACCCAGUCCCAUUAGCGCGAUUCGACCUCACCACGCUUGACCCAGAAGCCAAACCAUGGAAGGCGUUUGCCGUGUAUUCAGCCACGGUCUUCUCCUGGAUCCUCGCUCAAUACGAUUCGAGCGCGAUCUCGCACCUAGAGCGCCAAUUCUCGCUGCUCAUCCCGCCCAUCCUAGCGCUCAUCGACGACGAACACCUCCCCCACAAAGUCCGCGGGUGCACGCUUCUCACGCAGCUCCUCCGCCCGAUCCGCGAGUCGCAAUCAGAUAUCCUCCACCGCACCAACCUGUGCUCCGUCUUCGAAGACGCGAUCCGCCCAUGCCUGCUCUCCCUCCCGACCAUCACACCGGAAGACGACUCCAUCCGCCUCUUAGGAACCGCGUACCAAGCCCUGCACGCCCUGCUGACCACCAGCUACGCGACCACCAACAAACCCGAGCUGAUAGCGCGACAGACCAAGACGCUGCGCGAUAACCUCAUCCCCUCCUUCCACCACAUCAGCUCCACCAGCCCGAUCACCACCCCAUCAUCCGCCUCCACUCUAACCUCUUUCCCGCACCCGCGCUUAUCCACGCUCCUCCUCAACGAGAUCCAAGGAACGGUAACCACCCUCGGCAUCGAAUCAACCAAAUACCUCCAGGAGACCAUCCCGCUCAUCUACAGCACCCUCACCAACCCCUUCGGCACCGCCCACCCGCCGCUCCUCCUCGCCGCCCUCGGUGUCGCCCGCGCUGUGAUUCUGAACGCCCACCCGAGGAUCUGGCGCUGGCGCACGGAGAUCCUCGGCGCGGUGUGCGCGUGCUGGCUGCAUGUCGUUGCGGAGGGGAAGGAGAUCCGAGAUGGGCGGCAGCGUCCCGAGGACGCUGACGCUGAUGACGGGCGGUUGCGUGUGCUCGAUAGGCUGAAGAUGGAGCUGCAAGGUGUUGCCUAUUUGCUGCGGUUGGCGGUGGAGAGUCCUCUGCGGCCAGACGCGCCGGAGAAGGAGGUCCUCGCUGCGGGUGGUGGUGGGUUCGUCAAGGAGUUGGAGGAGUUGGUCGCUGCGGAUGUGGAACUGCGGGAGCUGCUUCUGGGAGAGGUGGACAGGACAGAUGUGAGGUAUUAUGGGAUUGUGAACGAGUAG